AUGGAGUCAUCUUUCCCAUUUGGAGUGAUUCUUGCUGUCCUGGCCUCCCUCAUUGUUGCUGCUAAUGCACUAGUGGCCGUGGCUGUGCUGUUGUCGAUCCACAAGAAUGUUGGUGUCAAUCUCUGCUUCACCUUGAAUCUGGCUGUGGCUGACACCUUGCUUGGUGUGGCCAUUUCUGGCAUAGUCACAGACCAGCUCUCCAGACCAGCUCAUCCCACACAGAAGACCCUGUGCAGCCUUCGGAUGGCAUUUGUCACUUCUUCUGCAGCUGCCUCUGUCCUCACAGUCAUGCUGAUUGCCUUUGACAGGUACCUUGCCAUCAAGCAGCCCCUCCGCUACUUCCAGAUCAUGAAUGGGCUCGUGGCUGGAGCCUGCCUUGCUGGGCUGUGGUUGGUGUCUUACCUCAUUGGCUUCCUCCCACUUGGAAUCCCUAUGUUCCAGCAGACCAGCUACCAGGGCCCCUGCAGCUUCUUUGCUGUGUUUCACCCACGCUUUGUGCUCACACUCUCCUGCAUUGGCUUCUUCCCAGCCCUCCUCCUCUUUGUCUUCUUCUACUGUGACAUGCUCAAGAUUGCCUCUGCGCACAGCCAGCAGAUCCGAAAGAUGGAGCAUGCAGGAGCCACCGCUGGAGCUUACCAGCCCCCACGGACUCCCAGCGACUUCAAGGCUGUCCUCACGGUAGCUGUUCUCAUCGGGAGCUUCACUCUAUCCUGGACCCCAUUUCUUAUCACUGGCAUUGUGCAAGUGGCCUGCCAGGAGUGCCACCUCUACAUAGUGCUGGAACGGUACCUGUGGCUGCUUGGUGUGUGCAAUUCCCUGCUCAACCCACUCAUCUAUGCCUAUUGGCACAAGGAGGUGCGGCAGCAGCUCUAUCAGAUGGCCCUGGGAGUGAAGAAGGGGCUUGCUUCAUUACUUCUCCUUCUCUUGGGCAGGGAUGGUGGCCCAGAGGUGUCAAGGGAAAGUUCCUGUCACGUUGCCACUAUCUCCCACCCACAGCUUGAUGGCUAA
Artibeus jamaicensis (Jamaican fruit-eating bat) is the source of this 1008-nucleotide messenger RNA. It is a transcript of the gene GPR119, whose product is annotated as G protein-coupled receptor 119. Gene Ontology annotation, molecular function: G protein-coupled receptor activity; phosphatidylcholine binding. Gene Ontology annotation, cellular component: membrane. The coding region runs from base 1 to 1008 and encodes 335 amino acids. Lineage: Eukaryota; Metazoa; Chordata; Mammalia; Chiroptera; Phyllostomidae. The record is from RefSeq and is a predicted model, not a curated record. The transcript has a single exon. Gene Ontology annotation, biological process: regulation of metabolic process; adenylate cyclase-activating G protein-coupled receptor signaling pathway.